This is a messenger RNA of Plasmodium inui San Antonio 1, 2367 nucleotides long. RefSeq names its product phosphoacetylglucosamine mutase. Lineage: Eukaryota; Apicomplexa; Aconoidasida; Haemosporida; Plasmodiidae. The record is from RefSeq and is a predicted model, not a curated record. The transcript has a single exon. Bases 1 to 2367 code for a protein of 788 amino acids. Gene Ontology annotation, biological process: carbohydrate metabolic process; UDP-N-acetylglucosamine biosynthetic process. Gene Ontology annotation, molecular function: magnesium ion binding; phosphoacetylglucosamine mutase activity.
AUGCCGAAUCGCAAAGAGAGUCUGUUUUACGAGAAGAUCAAGCCCUGCAUUGAGAAGUACCUACCACGUUAUUCCCCCUCAGAAGAGGGUCACAUACAAUUCGAGUGCGAGUGCGAAUUUUCUUACGGAAAUAGUGGCUUCCGCGAUAAAUACCAAUCUGCCAGUUGUGACUUGUUGAACGCUUUAAAUAAGAGCGGUAUUUUUGUGGCAUUGCUAUUCGUUAAGUAUAACUAUGAAACGGCUAAGAGGCAUAACCUGGUUGGAGGCCAAUUGGAAGGGGGAGGGAAGGACUUCCACCAUGUGUGCGGUUUGGGCCAAGUUAGAUGGAAAAAUGUAGGCAUAAUAAUCACAGCUUCGCAUAACCCCCAUGAUGAAAAUGGAGUAAAAAUAAUUGACCAAAAUGGGAGACAAAUAAAUGAAGUAUACGAAAGUUAUUUAACCGAUCUGGUAAAUAGACAUUUGAGAUUUCUUCGGAAAAAUGAAAAAUGCUCCAUCGAUGCCAUCGUCGAUGAUAUAAUCGACUGCGUUGCUCGUCUCUUCAAGGAAGAGGCACACAUCGACAUGUAUGAUGAUGUCUCUUUUGAGAGCUUGCGCCAGUUGGACCACAUGGUGCACUGCUUUAAUAGGCAUAAUGUGCUGAAGGCGAAUGUGUGCAUCGGGUUUGACACGAGGAGCAGCUCCCUACACCUCAACCAGGUCCUCCUCGAAACGUUGACUCACCUGAACAUCUGCAAGUGCGUAAAUAAUAUGUGUUAUGUUACCACGCCGUGCAUGCACUUUGUUGUGUAUUUUCUGAACGCAGUUAAUGUGGAUGAAGCGUUGGACUCGGAGGUCAUCAAUUUGGAGGGAUGCACUCUCCAUAAGGAAGUGGGCGACUUGGAUUACCUUACCCGUUUCUGCAUCCCGGGCGGGAGGCUUCCACCCCUGGAGCUGUACUACGGGGGGGGUGAGCAGCCAUAUGAUCAACUUUCACAUAUUCAGGCGGCGACAAAUACGCUGCAAAAAAGCGAUGUCACCCAUCUCAUGGGUUAUAACAGCGACCGGAUAUAUUUUGCCUACUUUACGCACGCGUUUAGGAAGCUCUACAGAUGCCUUGACGAAACAUUUGACGGACCUCUGACGAAAAAUGGUGAAGAAGAGAUUAUCCAUGUGGAUUGCUCCAACGGAAUAGCUAGCCUCAAAUUAGACAAUUUCGGUGAUGUUUUUAAAAUGUUAAAAAAGAGAAUUAUUAAGAUAAAUUCUCUGGAGGAUGAAGGAGGCGUUUUGAACUUCCAGUGCGGAGCAGACUAUGUGUACAGCAGGAGGAAGCUACCUCGUGGUGGAAGGAGCUGUCUCGAGGAUGGCCACACGAAGUCUUGUUCAUUUGACGGGGACGCUGACAGGAUCGUCUACUUCUAUGUGGACGACAGAGGGAGGAAGGAAGAGGGUAUCCCCGAAGAGGUCGACACAACAUCGUCCCCUCCGAUGAGAAAUACAAAAUGGGACCAUCCUCAGAAUGACGAACCUUUCAGCUGUGCCGACACUGUGUCCAUCCUAGACGGGCCAAAAAUGAUAUGCCUAUUUUUCAAGUGCAUCACCAAAAUGAUGAGUCACAUUCAGGUGGGGAAAAUAGACGCAAAUUCUGAACCGGAAAAAGAAAAACAAAAAAUUAACAUUACCAUUGUGCACACAGCUUACGUCAACUCAGCUUUUACUCAUCACGUGAAUGAAGAGAAACGACGCGCCAGCGAAGAUGUAGACCUCUUCCAACAUAUUAAUCUAAAUAUCGUUUGCACGAAAACGGGGAUAAAGUACCUCGACCAGGUUGCAAGAAGAUCCACCAUCGCGAUAUUGUUCGAGCCGAAUGGCCACGGCACGAUCUACACAAAUGUCUCCCAAUUGGACGACUGGGCCACUCGGUUGGACAUCCGAAAUGAUAAAUACUUUAUCGCGUUGAGAAAAUUUCUCCUUUUUUUUAAUCAAACCACAGGAGAUGCCAUGGUCGAUUUUGUUGCCAUCGAAUUGUGCCUCUCCUUUCUCCAUCUGCGUAUACACGACUGGGAUGGUUUUUACACCCCCCUCCCUUCCCUCUACGUCAAUUUGGUCGGUCCUAAACAUAUGCUGAGCAAGAUAAUUCCGCACCCCGAGCAUGAAAAGUACCUAGUCGCGCCGCAGAGUCUGCAAAAUGGGAUAGACCAAAUUGUGCAGACAGUGGAUGCCACGCACGGGAGAUGCUUUAUAAGGCCAUCUGGGACGGAGUCCCUCAUUCGCAUUUACGCGGAGGCGACAACUGUUGCUCAGCGGGAUGAGAUUCUGCGCCUGGUGCGGGGCGCCGUCCUUCAGUAUUUGGCAGGCGCGUAUGUCCAAUCAGCCCCUUGUGCAAGUUAG